AGUCUAAAAUGAGAAUAAUCAUCAACUAAAUUCAAUCUCUUUAAAAUGCUUUUCAAUUUCAUUACAUCUCUACUACGCGCCCAUAUAAACCGUAAAGUUCUAAUCUUUCUCCACAAUUUCUUCACUUCAAUUCACAAAAAGAUUCAAUCUUUAUGUCUAUUUACACCCAUGUCUCAACCCCAUCAAAUUUCCCCAUUUGAUCCACAAAAGCCCUCAAAGCCAAUCUCAUACCCAAUCAAAACUCUUGAAGAACUCAACUCUAGAGCUUACUUUGAAUCUUUUCACUACCCAUUUAAUAAAGCUUCUGUUUUGCUUCCAUUUUCAGCUGUUGAGUUGCCUCACAGGCCUAGGCUUCUGGUUUGCCAUGAUUUGCAGGGUGGCUAUGGUGAUGAUAAAUGGGUUCAAGGAGGGUUUAAUGGUGAUGCUUAUGGUGUUUGGCAUUGGCAUUUGAUUGAUGUUUUUGUUUAUUUUUCUCAUGCUUUGGUUAAUUUGCCUCCUCCUUGUUGGACUAAUGCAGCUCAUAAACAUGGUGUCAAGGAAAUGAAAAUAGCGUUAAUCUUUGUGGCUGAAUGUAAGGUGUUGGGGACUUUUCUCACAGAAUGGGAGGAAGGGAGACUUGUUUGCAAUAAACUGCUUGAAACAGAGGAGUCUGCUCGAAUGUAUGCUGAGCGACUGUCUGAACUCGCUAUAGCUUUGGGAUUUGAUGGAUGGCUGAUCAAUAUGGAGAUUAAUUUGGAUGUAGAGCAAAUUCCUAAUUUGAAGGAAUUUGUCAGUCAUCUAACCAAGAUUAUGCAUUCAUCAAUGCCUGGAUCUUUAGUAAUUUGGUAUGAUGCUGUUACGGUCCAUGGAAAACUCGAUUGGCAGGACCAACUAAAUGAAAACAAUAAGCCUUUCUUUGAUAUUUGUGAUGGCAUAUUCGUAAACUAUACAUGGAAGAAAAACUAUCCGGCUAUUUCAGCUGCUCUUGCUAGUGACAGAAAGUUUGAUGUCUACACAGGAAUAGACAUAUUCGGGAGGAAUACUUAUGGCGGGGGACAAUGGAAUACAAAAGUUGCACUUGAGGUGCUAAAGAAAGAAAGUGUUUCUGCUGCAAUAUUUGCUCCUGGCUGGGUUUAUGAGACUAAUCAACCACCUGAUUUUCGCACAGCUCAAAAUCGUUGGUGGGAACUUGUUGAACAGUCAUGGGGAAUGAUGAAGAAUCAUCUUAUAACACUACCAUUUUAUUCAAAUUUUGAUCAGGGUUAUGGUAAUCAUAUAUCAAUUGAGGGUAACCAAGUGACAGAAGGUCCUUGGAACAACUUAUCUUGCCAAGGGUUUCAGCCUUUCCUCGAGUUCAUUGAUGGACCAACUCCUGAACCUAUUCGAGUCCUUGUGGAUGUCAAAGAAGCAUCUUAUGAUGGAGGUGGAAAUAUCACAUUUCGAGGAUUUCUCGAUGAUGAUGCCCAUUUCACUAAAAAGAUCUUUCAGGGGAAGCUUAUUUUGGGAUAUCAAUCUCUCCAGCUUCAAUAUUCUGUAAAAUCCGAGGGAAAUUCAGUUCUGGGGCUUUCAUUUCAGUUCUCGUCUAACAAUAACGAGAAGACAUCUUUACUGAUUGCAUCCUCGAAUAUUAACCAUAUAUCUCAUAAAUUCACAGAAGUGAUCAUUGCAGAUCAAGUAAAAAAACCAGAAAUAGAUCCAGGGUGGGUCAUAUAUGAAGGUAGCAUUGCAAUGAAUGAUCGCACAUUAUCCGAGAUUCAUGCUGUAUGCUACAGACUGAAGCCUGAGCAUAGUAAAUUAAGAUUAGAAUCCGAUACAGAUCUCCAAGAAGACCCAUUAGUUAGGACACUGGCAGAGUAUUUUUCCGUUCUUGGUCACAUUGUAAUUAAAGAUCUCGCGAGGAACUCGUGCUUUUUUCCGUCCCGUUCAUGGCUGGUUGAAGGUCAAAAUAUCAAGUUCAGUUUCGAUUCUCAGGAAUCAAGGCUUGUUAGCUUGAAUAUUAUUUGGAAAUUGAAAAAUGGAAAUGAUUUCGCAUUCCCAAAGUACAAUAUCUAUGUAGAGGAACUGGAAAAACAAGUUGACGAAAAGUCGAACAAACGAGUAAAAGGCGCUUUUAAGUAUCUUGGAGUUGCACAAGUUCCAAUGUUUUAUGUUUCUGAUCUUUAUACUACUGCUGCUACUUAUAGUCUCAAAUUCAUUGUUCAAGCGUGUGAUCUUGACGGGACUUGCCAAAAGCUAGACGAUUCUCCAAAUUUUCGACUCGAUUUCGAAGGUCAGUAAAUUCUAUUGCUUAUGUAUCAUUGCUUAUAUAUUCUUGUUAAUGUUGUAUCAUGACAAUAAAUAUAUUCUGAUGAUAUGCUUUGAUCAGUGGAAUUGUUCUUGAUGUCAAUAUAAUAAAAUUUCUUUGUGUUCA
Mercurialis annua (annual mercury) is the source of this 2389-nucleotide messenger RNA. RefSeq names its product cytosolic endo-beta-N-acetylglucosaminidase 1. Lineage: Eukaryota; Viridiplantae; Streptophyta; Magnoliopsida; Malpighiales; Euphorbiaceae. Gene Ontology annotation, cellular component: cytoplasm. Gene Ontology annotation, biological process: protein deglycosylation. Bases 46 to 2256 code for a protein of 736 amino acids. Gene Ontology annotation, molecular function: mannosyl-glycoprotein endo-beta-N-acetylglucosaminidase activity. The record is from RefSeq and is a predicted model, not a curated record. The transcript has 11 exons.